CUCUGAGAUGAUAGUCGUUUGGUAAACCUUUGUAGACUGAUUUCCUACCAGAUACAUAACUGACAGCAAUUCGGAACAUAAGGUUAUCAACAUCGAAUAAUAAAGAUGACAGGACAACUACACUAGGACAAGGAACAUGACCUUGAACCAGAUCAAUUCAAAGCUGCCGGCCUCCCAAUUUUCAUUUUUAAAACAACUUUUUAAUUUUUAAUAAUAAGUAAACAAUUAGUUUAGGCUGUUUGGCUUAUUCCCAAGCUCCUACUGGCAAAUCACUGGCCGCUAUGCCUUUGGAACUUCAGCCAAAUGGCACUCAAAUCUCAACACAGAAACUUCAUCAAAACCUUCCUCUCCUUCCCUAUUGCCCUGCUUUAUCAAACCCAUCGAGCCACGGAUUUUUCUUGGCCGAUUUUCCCGGGAAAGAAUGGCUCAGUUGCGCUUUUUCCGGGUAUUCUCCGUGCUCUCUAUCCUCCUCUUCCUACCGGCAGCAGCAUAUGCAGUGGAUGAAGGGACCAGGAAGUCACUGGUUCAAUUCAUGAACAAACUUGCCCCACAGAGAGAGCCUGGCUGGGGAUGGAACUUGUCUUCUGACCCGUGUGCUGAUCUGUGGAAGGGCGUGACCUGCAGUUCUCCAUCUCAGACAGUCAAAAAGAUCGUUCUCGAAGGCCUGGAGCUUUCGGGAAUUCUCGACUGUGAUUCCCUCUGCUCAGUGAAAACUAUCAGCGUUCUGAGCCUCAAUGACAACAAUGUGAGCGCAGUCAUACCAGAAGAAAUAGCAAAAUGCAAGCGCUUGACUCACUUGUACCUGAGGAGCAACAAGUUUUCUGGCAAGCUUCCGAAGGGCCUUUCGAGGCUGAAUAACCUGAAAAGGCUUGAUCUUUCUGGUAACGACUUCACUGGGGAAUUGCCAGAUUUGGCUAGAAUUUCUGGGAUGCUCUCGUUCCUGGCUCAGGACAAUCGCCUUGAAGGAGGACUGCCGGAAUUCGACUUUGCAAACUUUGACGAAUUCAACGUCUCCAACAAUGAGUUGGUUGGCCCAAUUCCUGAUGUCCAGGGCCGGUUUGGGGUAGCCAGCUUCUCGGGGAAUCCCGGGCUGUGUGGGACUCCGCUCCCAAAUGUGUGUCCCCCAGCCGCACCACCGAAGAAGAAAGGCGGGUUUUCGUUGAAACGGUUUCUUGUCUAUUCUGGUUACAUACUUCUUGGCCUGUUGAUCAUUGUCCUCCUGGUGGCCUUCAAAUUGUCCCGUAGAGCCAAGAGGAAAGAAGACUGUCGCAAGAAUGUGAAAUCAGGAACGGCAUCGGAAGUUAGCAAUAGCAGAAGCAAUAACAAGUCGAACCGUACUAGUAAUUCCAGCACGAUAAACACCCGAGGAAACAGAUCUGAGUAUUCCAUAACAUCGAUGGAGAGUGGAAUGACUUCAUCUUCGCUUGUGGUUAUGGAUAACCGGUUGGUUAAAAAGGGUCUGAGGUUCGAGGACUUGCUGAGGGCCCCGGCGGAGCUGCUUGGGAGAGGAAAGCAUGGGAGCCUCUACAAAGUCAUGCUCGGCGACAGGCUGCUCCUGGCGGUGAAGAGGGUUAGGGAUUGGAGGAUCUCAAAAGAGGAGUUCAGGAGUAGGAUGGAGAAGAUUGAUCGGGCGAAGCACCCUAAGGUUUUGCCAGCACUCGCGCUUUAUUGCUCAAAUGAGGAGAAGCUCUUGGUUUAUGAGUAUCAACCGAGCGGGAGUCUCUUCACCCUUCUUCACGGGAACCGAGACAGCCAAACUUUCGAUUGGGGAAGCAGGCUCAGUGUUGCAGUUAGCAUUGCAGAGGCCCUUGCUGUCAUGCACGAGUCGCUUCUCGUGGAUGGUAUAGCUCACGGGAACCUGAAAUCCACAAACAUCCUCUUCGAUCGGGACAUGGAGCUGUGGAUAAGCGAAUACGGCUUAAUGCCCGUGGACGAUCAAGACCCCGCGUAUACUCCUAAUAACCGGAAUUCCAGUGGCAGGAGUGGCAUUUUUAGUGCUGACAUCUUCGGCUUUGGAGUGAUUCUUCUCGAGCUGCUAACGGGGAAGAUGGUCCAAAACAACGGGUACGACCUGGCAACUUGGGUCCAGUCGGCGGUCCGAGAGGAGUGGACCGUGGAAGUCUUUGAUCCGACCCUGACCUCAGAAGGAGCCAGCGAGGAAAGGAUGGUAAACCUGUUACAGGUUGCUCUCAAGUGCAUUAAUCCCUCUGCCGAGGAAAGGCCGAGCAUGAGCCUGGUCGCGGCUAUGGUGAGCAAGAUCAAAGAGGACGACGAAAGAUCCCUGACAUGGUCCGAAGCUUGACUUCAAGAUAUAUAAUAUCGAAAUCAAUCGAUCGAUCGAUAAAUUAUCGAAUUCUUUGAUAUACAUCAGCAAUGGAAGAGUUUUUAACUGGAACUCCGUUCAUACUCUUGGCAUUUCUAUGAUUCUUUUUCAAAAUAAUAUUUUAUCGGAUUACUUUCGUUAUAGCAACCGAUAAGCUUGACAAUGAUUAUGAAUCCAUGACAUGUUCAGAACACUUCUUUCUUUUUUUUUU
Punica granatum (pomegranate) is the source of this 2534-nucleotide messenger RNA. Lineage: Eukaryota; Viridiplantae; Streptophyta; Magnoliopsida; Myrtales; Lythraceae. The record is from RefSeq and is a predicted model, not a curated record.